This is a messenger RNA of Arabidopsis arenosa, 1253 nucleotides long. NCBI's taxonomy places the organism in Eukaryota, Viridiplantae, Streptophyta, Magnoliopsida, Brassicales, Brassicaceae. The record is from the annotation of a GenBank genome assembly.
AGAAAUUUUCGAUUUUGAGGUUUUGGGAGCAAUGGGUGAAUCUGCUGUUCUAUUUCAUUCCUAUUCAUUUGCAGCUCCUCCUUCUCGUAAUGAAUCUCAUGAGGAUAAUCCGAUUCAUGCGCUUAGUCAAUCAGUUUCAUUUGGUAGGUUCGUGACUGAGAAUCUUGAAUGGGGGAAAUGGUCAAGUUUUUCGCAUAAGAAGUAUGUCGAUGAAGCCGAGAAAUUCUCUCAGCCUGGAUCUGUUGCUCAGAAGAAAGCUUUCUUUGAAGCUCAUUACAAGAAAAUAGCUGAAGCCAAGAAAGCAAAAGCUUUAGAUGAAUCAUCUGACACUAAACAAGAAGAACAAGAAGCAGAAAGUGUUGCGGUGUUGCUUAACACUUUGGAGACAUUGACUAAGGAUGAGGUUAAGGAAGAAGAGAGUGUUGAAACUGAGUUAGUCAUGAGUAGUAGUGAAGAGUUGGUGUUGAGUAUUGGGAAAGAUGAAGAGCCCGGAAGAAAAAGUGUUGCGGUUUUGGAACAAGAAGACGGAGAAGUGGAUAACUCGUUAGUUAAACCCGUGGCUGCAGAUGGUUUGCAGGUUGUUCAUGAUGAUAAAGAGAAAGAGAAAGAGAGUCACUCAGAGGAUGGAGAGUUGUUGAAGAAGAGCUGUUUCGUUGGAGAAAAAGAAGAAGAGAGAAGAUCCGUAACCAAGAACUCAUCGAUGGUUAGAUUGUCUAUGGAGAAAUCAGCCACGUCAGAAACUCCGGACAAAGCAAUGGAGCUUGUUUUCUCACUGAAAAUAAGUGGAAAACCGAUAACUCAUAGUUCGUUGAAGAAAAGCGAAAAACCAGUUCGUCCCAGAUUCGGUUUCUUGAGCUGUUUGAUGGGAAACACUAAAACUCAAGAUCAAAACCUGACUAUGAAGAAGAGAAAGACGAGUAAGAAACCAUUUCUAUGUCUUUGCUUCAAACCUGAGAUGGUUGGGGAAACAGAAGCGGCAAGACAAAGGUAGAACACCAAAACACAGAAGAUGAAUCUCUGAAAACACUUGCAAGUAGAAAGAUUGAUCCUUCUCUGUUGGGUUCAAAGCUUUUAGAAAGAUCUGUCCUCGGAUUCAAGAAUGGUAAAGACUAAAAAGAGAAUCUUUGAGUGCACAGUAGCAAGAAAAAAUGAAUAGCAGAAGAAGGUUUGUUUCUUUUUCUGGUAUUGUAAACUUUGUGAACCUUUUUGUUGUAUGUAUGUAUCUCAAUCUUCAAUGAAACACUUUCUCCUUC